Messenger RNA from Trifolium pratense (red clover), 1962 nucleotides. RefSeq names its product putative tRNA pseudouridine synthase. Gene Ontology annotation, biological process: tRNA pseudouridine synthesis; mRNA pseudouridine synthesis. The record is from RefSeq and is a predicted model, not a curated record. The transcript is spliced from 7 exons. Gene Ontology annotation, cellular component: nucleus. Lineage: Eukaryota; Viridiplantae; Streptophyta; Magnoliopsida; Fabales; Fabaceae. Gene Ontology annotation, molecular function: RNA binding; pseudouridine synthase activity. The coding region runs from base 50 to 1570 and encodes 506 amino acids.
GAGUUUACAAGAUAAAAAAAAAAAAACCUGUUAACCGACUCUGGUGAAGAUGGCUGCUGCUGCUGCUGCUGCUUCAUCUCUGCGACUGCGACUAACAUUCUUUCCUUUGCUCAGAAAAGGUCCAUACACAAACACACCACCCAUCAUUGAGAAAACAAGAUGGCAAUAUUUCCGUUGCUGCUCAUUUUCCCCUUCUCCUUCUCCCCAGCCAUCAUCUUCAUGGCAACCAUUUCGCAAGAAAAAGGUUGUUAUGCGUAUUGCUUAUAUAGGCACCAAUUACCGAGGUCUCCAAAUGCAACGUGAUCAAAAUUUAUCAACUGUUGAGAAAGAACUAGAACGUGCGAUAUCCAAAGCUGGUGGCAUCCUUGACAGUAAUUUAGGGGAUCUAGAGAAAAUCGGAUGGGCUAGAAGCAGCCGAACUGACAAAGGAGUACACUCUCUUGCGACAAUGAUAUCAUUUAAAAUGGAAAUUCCAGAAAACUCUUGGAAUGGAGACCCUUAUGGCUUUUCCCUUGCAAAUUAUAUUAACUCUUAUCUUCCUUAUGAUAUCAAAGUUAUAAGCAUUUUGCCUUCACAAAGGAGCUUUGAUCCUAGAAAGGAAUGCAGUUUGCGGAAAUAUUCAUACCUACUCCCUGCUGAAAUUAUUGGUAUUCAAAGCCACUCUAGCAAUGAGGAAAUUGAUUACCACUUGUCGGAGUUCAACGAUAUUCUCAAAGAAUUUGAGGGUGGGCAUCCUUUCCAUAACUAUACAUCGAGGUCCAGAUACAGAAGACACGUUCCUCGUCGAUCAUCACAUUCAAAGCGCGGCGAGAUUUUACCAGCCUACAAUUCAGAAUGUGAGGAUAGCGAUGAGGAGGAAAAUUUUAAAAUUGACAAGGCACAUACAGAAAACACAAUGCUCCAAAAGUCUUCAGAAACUUUUGAUUCCGUGGAACCUGUCAUUGACACCGGUAAUAACAAAGGAAGUUUACAUGAUCAAAGCUCUAGUCCGGUUGUUCGUGCAAAAUGGUUAUAUGAACCUGAUGAAGCAGACAGAUUAAAUGGUUCCCAUUUCAGAAGAGUUUUAAAGUGUUUUUGUGGAAAGCUAGAAAGAUCAGUGGAACAUAAUUACAUAGAGCUCUACAUAGAGGGAGAGUCCUUCAUGUUGCAUCAGAUAAGAAAAAUGGUGGCGACUGCCAUAGCAGUAAAGCGCAAAUUACUUCCAAGAGAUAUUAUAACACUGUCACUGUCAAAGUUCUCACGAAUUAUUCUACCCCUCGCACCGUCAGAAGUUCUAAUAUUAAGAGGAAACAGCUUCUCAAUGAGAAAUAAGCCAGGAAAUGUAACAAGAUCUGAAAUGAAGACAAUAGUUGAAUCAGAAGAAAUUAAUAAGGUUGUUGAUGAUUUUUAUACAUCAGUUUUGUUACCUCAAGUUUCAAAGUUUCUGGAUCCUUCAAGAGUUCCCUGGGAGGAUUGGAUUGAGAAAUUGGAUGCUAACACAAGCAUACCGAAUGAUCAGCUGGAUGAGGUCAGGAAAGCUAGGAACUUGUGGAAAGAAAAUUCUGAUGGUGUAAUUAGUGCACAUCUUUGAUAAGUGAAAGGGAAAAUAAUGCCAAGAUUGCUCUUCUUACCCUUUCAUUAGUUUUCUGAAUUUGGUCUCUAAACAUUCUUUAAUUAAAGCUUCCAUUGGCUAAGAAUAAUCUUUCCAUAGUUAGAGAUGUGAGGCUUCUGACUUGAUACAGCCAAUCAUCUACCCUCUGAAAUUGAUGUAUACUUUCAUAUGUGUAGUUUCUAGCAUCUGAUUGUAGUAACAAGAGCUAUUAGAAAUUAUGCAGGCCUUUUAUUUUCAUUUUGUUACCUUAUAAUGAUACUGUGAUGAUGUGUAUUAUUAUGGAGACAUGUAUAAUGCAAGAGGCAUUAUUCUGCUGUAACUGGCUUAUUGUUUUAGCCCCCCUAUUAAAUAUUCAAGUUUUUCGUCUAUAA